UAUUUGACACGCCUGUGCUGCAGACUGUGGCCCUAAGCAAGGACAUACUGGCUAUGUUUCGGUCCAUGAAGAUCGCCAGCAUCGACAUCCUGCUAGACCUUGCCACAGCAAAGCUCGCGGCAACGGUGCACACGGAGGAAGGCCUGGUGAAGCGGUACUCGUUCAACUGCGUGGAGGGCGAGGUGCUGCAGGCGACGGUGGACUCCGAGGCCUACCCAACCACCGUUGUGGCGGAGGCUGCUGAGCUGGACAAGCUGCUGUCGUCAUUCUCCGCCACGGUGGAUGAGAUAACGCUCAUCGUGCACCCGGUGUCAGCGGCCGCGGCCGCCAACGGCCACAAGGCCUGCGAGAUGCGCAGCUACCUGGACCCGCUCAAAGCCGGCCAGGAGUCGGCGCUGCAAACCAGCCUGACGCUCGACACGCGCUCCGUGUUCACUUCCUACUGCCACAACUCCGAGCACCCGGCUGAUGCCACCUUCAACGUCAAGGACUUCCGCACCAUGUCGGGCAUGUGCACCGCGCUGGGCGCUGACGUGGCGCUGCGCAUGGAGACGGCCGGGGCGCCGGUGGUGGUGGAGCCGCACUUCCGGGGGCUGCGGGAGGGCGGCGAGACGGACUUCACCGCAAUGCUGGUGCUGGCCAGCGUGCCGGAGACCAUGCUGGGGCCGGAGCACGCCGCCGCGAUGGCGCAGAUGGCGGAGCAGCGCGCGCAGGAGGCAGGCCCCGCCGCCGGCACCGGAGCGGGCGCGGGCGUGGGCGCGGGGCCGCCCGGCAGCGGCAUUGGUGCGUACGGCGGCGGGGAGGACGGCAUGGGCGAAGAUGGCGGCGGUGCGGCGGCGGCGGCAUACACCGGUGGGCACGGCGAGGAUGAUGGGGAUUUUGAGAUGGCGGAGCAAGGGGGCGCGUACGGCGCUGCCCAGCUUGCGGCCGCGCCGCAAGCGGCGGCGGCGCCUGCGGACGGGAAAGGUGGCCGGCGCCGGCUGCCAGGUGGCGCUGGGGCCUCACAGCUGCCGGCAGCAGCGGGGCCACGAGGUGUGUACGCGGCGGCUGCGGCGGCGGCUGGCAUGCAGGCGCCCGCGCAGACGGAAUCCAUGGAAGAUGACGUCCCAGCUCGCCGCAACGGCCGGCAUGCAGCUGCGGCUGGCGGCGGUGGCGGCGGCGUCUUCACCGGUGUGCAGGGCGCCCUCGGCGGUGCGCGCGCUCAGAUGCCGCCACCGCCCGCGCCCUACCGGCCCACGCCUGACCCCACAGGCCUGCAGCAGCACCUGCAGUUCAUGCCAGGAGCCGGGGCCGACGCUGCGGCCACCACCACCGCCACAACCACGAGAGGAGGUGCGGACGACGGGACCAGCGGUGGCAGCGGCGGCGCGUGGCAGCAGCACCAGCAGCACCAGCAUCCGGCUGAUCCCCGCCGCGGCCCGGCAUCCCACCAGCAGCAGCAGCAGCAGCAGCAACAGCAGCAACAGCAGCAACAGCAGCAAACUACGCCAGGGCAGCAGCCCGAGUACUUUGGCUUUGUGCGAGGUGAGCUGGGCGAGCCCAGUCACACCGGUGGCGGGGCGCAGUCACGAGACGACUCCCAGGAUCCCGAGAAUCUGCCUGGCAUGCGGUCUCCCUACGGGCCGCAAGGUGGCGGUCGCAGCCAGCCCGGCGACGGCCAGCCGCCCGCCCCUUAUCCAGCGCACCCACAGCAGCCCACACACCACCCGCAGCAGCAGCAGCAGCAGCGGCAGCAGCAGCAGCAGGCAGGCGCUGGGCCCAUGUGGACCGACGGGCUCUCCGCCGGCAACACGGGCGGCAGCGGGCGCGGUGCCGGCAGCGCUCAGGGCGGCCAGCCGCCUUCCAACGCCACGGCAGCGGCGGGGCAGGCCGUGCCCCACCGCUCCGGCAUCAGCAGCCCAGGUGCAUGGGGCAGCGGUGCCGGUGGCGUGACGCCGGGGGGCGGCGAAGCUGUGCAUGGCGCAGGCGCUUGCGGUGGCGACGCAGGGAGGAGCGCGGGCGGCAUGGGCAGCCGCGGCGCCGGCGCGAGUAGCUGGGGCGCGGGCGGGGGCACUGGUGCUGGCGGGGUGGCUGCGUAUGGCGGCACGUUGCAGCCGGGCCCGGGCGCGACGGCGCCCGAGGGCCACACCUGGGGCACGGUGGCGGCGGUUGGCGGCGUCGGUGCGCUACCGCACGGCGAGACGUCAGCGGAGGUGGGCAUUAGCGGCGCGCUGCAGCACCGCCAGCACCAGCCGCCGCACCAGCCGCCGCGCCAGGCGGUUAUCCAUGCGGAGCUAUUCGGCGAUGACGACGACGAGGACGACGAGGAGGUGCCCGCCACGCCGCCGGAGCAGCAGGAGACGCGGUCAAUGGGCCACGGCGUGUUGGGCAUGGGAGGGCCGGAUGCGGGCUGAGCUCGCAGGGAGAGGAGAGGUGGCGAACGGGACAUAGUGGAAGGCACACGGCAGGGCGCGCAGUAGGGGGCAAGUGAAGCAGGGUUUGCUGUCAUAACAACUUUUCCAUUUGCGCGUAAGUACAUGCAUCGCGGCAAGCAAUGCUGCAAGGAAUGAGCGAGUCGUGAGGCUUCAGGGCGCUUCGUCGUGACGAAGGGAAAAAACCCUAGCAUCGCAUUUAAGCAUCUUCGC
Messenger RNA from Chlamydomonas reinhardtii, 2624 nucleotides. RefSeq lists its product as uncharacterized. Gene Ontology annotation, biological process: DNA replication checkpoint signaling; mitotic intra-S DNA damage checkpoint signaling; DNA repair. The transcript has 10 exons. The record is from RefSeq and is a predicted model, not a curated record. NCBI's taxonomy places the organism in Eukaryota, Viridiplantae, Chlorophyta, Chlorophyceae, Chlamydomonadales, Chlamydomonadaceae. The coding region runs from base 54 to 2393 and encodes 779 amino acids. Gene Ontology annotation, cellular component: checkpoint clamp complex.